GUCAAAGAGGAAGCACCAGAACCCUAGCCUAGUUUUUUGAGGUGGUGGCAGUUAUUGAACAGGGCAGACAGAUGGCUUAUGCUUCCCAAGUCCUCGCAGAAGGUCCUGACCCUAAAAUGACUACAAUGCCAGAAGAUACUUUGUUUGCAUAGAUCUCAGGCCUUAAAUGUGACCAUAUGUGUGAAUUUGAAACUUUUUCCACAAGAUAAAUUUUAAAUGUGUCUAAUGGGAAGAACAACCUAAGAGAAUAUACAACAAGCUGUUGAUGUUUACUGAUGGCCUCCUCUGGGCGCUGGGAUUUUGACAGAGGAAUUUGCUGUCUUUUUACUUCAUAUGCUUAGAAAAAGAAUAUAGGAAAGUGGGGUUGUGGGUGAUUUAAAAUUUCUUCCAAUAUUUCUAUAAUGAAAAUAUAUUACUUUUAAAUCAGAAACAAAAUAAAAUUGUCCGAAUUAGGAAAAGGGGACUUCUGUUUCUGAGGAGUAGAGAGUAGCAUGAAUGAGUUCUUUAAGGCCAUAUGAAAGCGGUGGUUCUAUAAAGUGUUGAGGAUAAUCUGGCUUAUUCUAGUCUCCCUGUUAAGUAAAGAGGUUUCAGAUACAAAGGAAAAGACCAGCAACCCAAUAGGAAAAUAAGCCAAGGACAUGAACAGACAGUUCACAGAAAAAAGAAAACCCAAAUGUCCCUUAAAUUCAAUAAAGAGCUUGAUCUGCAUCAUAAUAAGAGAAAUGCACAUUAAAGUAUCAUCCGUCAUCUAUCAGACCGGCAAAAACCCCAGUUUGGUAACAUAUUCUGUUGGCAAGAUGUGAGAAAUGUAUACUCUCCCAUUGACGGGAGUAUGAUACGGUAAAAUUAUCUGUGGAGGGGAGUCUGACAAUACCUAUCAAAUUAUUUGUUCUUUGAAGUAGCAGUCCCGUUUCUUGGAAUCCAGCCUAUCCAUACACCUAUGUGUGUACAAAAUUAUAUAUAAGCUUUUCAUCACAAUGUUGUUUUGGUGUUAAAAAAGGGCAGCAACUCAGCCGUGAAGUGUUAUGGGAAGUCAGGGACCCCGAACGGAGGGACCUGCUGAGGCCGUGACAGAGGAACAGAAAUUGUGAAGAUUUCAUGGACAUUUCUCACUUCCCCAGUCAAUACUCUUGUGAUUUCCUAUGCCUGUCUUUGCUUUGAUCUCUUUGUCCCAUCAUCUUCGUAAGCUGAGGAUGUGUGUUGCCUCAGGACCCUGUGAUGAUUGCGUUAACUGCACAGAUUGUUCUUAGGGCAUGUGUGUUUGAACAGUGUGAAAUCUGAGCACCUUAGGAAUAGGAUAACAGCAAUUUUUCAGGGAACAAAGGAGAUAGCCUUAAAGUCUGGCUGCCUGUGGGCCAGGCGGAACAGAGCCAUAUUUCUCUUAUUACCGAAAACAGAUAAGAGAAAUAUUGCUGAAUAUAAAGUGUUGAGGAAAAUCUGGAAAAUAUAAAGUGUUGAGGAAAAUAAGGAAUAUUAAUAAUUAACAGCCCUGGGAGAAGAAUGCAUUCCCGGGUGGGGGGCCUCUAAAAUGGCCGCUGUGGGGGUGUCUGCCUUACGCAGUUGCAGAUAAGGGAUGAAACACACCCUGGCCUCCUGCAGCGCCCCUAGGCUUGCUAGGAUUAGGAAAUUCCAGCCUGGUGAAUUCUAGUCAGACUGGUUCUCUGCGCUUGAACCCUGUUAAGAUGUUUAUCAAUGACAAUGCGAGCACAGCGGGACAUGGAAGUUCAUUACUGAUUCCCGUUUCGCUCUGACCUUGUGAUCCCGCCCUGACCUUCUGCCUUGUGAUCUUUCGUCGCCCUUGAAGCAUGUGAUCUCUGUGACCCACACCUUAUUUGUACACUCCCUCCCCUUUGAAAAUUGCUAAUAAACACUUGCUGAUUUUACGGCUCAGGGGGCAUCACGGAACCUGCCGACAUGUGAUGUCUCCCCCAGACACCCAGCUUUAAAAUUUCUCUCUUGUACUCUUUCCCUUCUCAGACUGGCCGACACUUAGAGAAAUAGAAAAGAACCUACGUGAAAUAUCGGGGGCUGGUUUCCCCCGGUAGUGAAGGAGACAGGUUAGAUACAUUGGAGCUUCCACACAGGAGAGAGGGAAGGAACUGGAGGAGAAGGUGAGUUGAAAGAUUUGGGGGUUUUGUUUUUAAGUGAGAGAGAUUUGAAUAGGUUUAAUGCUGAUGGUGGGGAUCCAGUUAAGAGAAAGACUGAAAAUACUAGAGGGAAAGGUAACUGACAGUAAAGAGUUCCUAAGAACCCCAAGCAGUAAAUUCUAGCCUAGCUGGGGGUGCGGUGUGAAGAAGCGAAGAACCUUUAUUUAUUUAUUUUUUUUAAUGGGCCGGGUGUGAAGCUACAUUUGUAGUUUUGUGGCAGGAAGUUCCCUUACUGUAACUUCUAUAUUUUCUGUGAAGCAGAAGACAAGAACUCUGUUCAAAGUUAGGGAGAUGAUAAAUUGAGGGCUAGAAGAGUAAGGCAGGCUUGAAACAAUCAUUGUCACGAAUGCGAGUUGACCAGAGAUUAGUAAGGUCGCUGGGCCAUGUGUAGGGGCCCAGUUGAAACCAGCGAUUACAAAUGUGCAGUGGUUCCAGGCUGUGCAGCUGUGUGAAUCUACCUGAUGACCCUCGGUUGCUUGGGUACUGCCAUGGAUAGCACAUGUGUUGGCUUUGUCCAACUUUGGGCUUUUGGCCACAUUGAUUUUAAAAAGACAGAGGAGCCACAGAUUUGAGAGUACUGCAAAAUGACUUUCCAAAUUGAUGAACCAUGGACUCAGCUAGAUAGACAGAGAAAUGAAAAGAAGGGACUAAUAGGGAAUAAGACGUGUGAUCCAUGACCCAUGGCCCUGAUGGACGUGAAGAUCCACUGUUGUGGGAGGAGUGGAACACUAACACUAAAUGAUGGAGGCUGUGGUCAGAAACAGGUCAAUGAUGGAGGCUGUGGUCGGAAACAGGUCAGUGAUGGAGGCUGUGGUCAGAAACAGGUCAAUGAUGGAGGCUGUGGUCGGAAACAGGUCAAUGAUGGAGGCUGUGGUCAGAAACAGGUCAAUGAUGGAGGCUGUGGUCAGAAACAGGUCAAUGAUGGAGGCUGUGGUCAGAAACAGGUCAAUGAUGGAGGCUGUGGUCGGAAACAGGUCAAUGAUGGAGGCUGUGGUCAGAAACAGGUCAAUGAUGGAGGCUGUGGUCGGAAACAGGUCAAUGAUGGAGGCUGUGGUCGGAAACAGGUCAAUGAUGGAGGCUGUGGUCGGAAACAGGUCAAUGAUGGAGGCUGUGGUCGGAAACAGGUCAAUGAUGGAGGCUGUGGUCAAACAGGUCAGUGAUGGAGGCUGUGGUCAAACAGGUCAAUGAUGGAGGCUGUGGUCAAACAGGUCAAUGAUGGAGGCUGUGGUCGGAAACAGGUCAAUGAUGGAGGCUGUGGUCAAACAGGUCAAUGAUGGAGGCUGUGGUCGGAAACAGGUCAGUGAUGGAGGCUGUGGUAAGAAACAGGUUGAAUUGGAGGGGCACACAUUUGGUCAUGAAAAUGGUGGGACUAAGAAGAAUGAAGUGGCAUGCAAGAGACCAUUAUAGAAAUGAUGUGGAACUCAGAGUGAGGAUGUUGGGUGUGUGCUCUUCUGUAUGGACAUUGACUUUAUGCUAAAAUGAGAUUCACUAUGUGGGAACAUAGUAAUAAAAUAAUGUGGCUGGGCGCGGUGGCUCACACCUGUAAUCCCAACACU
This is a messenger RNA of Symphalangus syndactylus (siamang), 3703 nucleotides long. RefSeq names its product keratin-associated protein 5-1-like. The record is from RefSeq and is a predicted model, not a curated record. Lineage: Eukaryota; Metazoa; Chordata; Mammalia; Primates; Hylobatidae.